CAGACUUCCUCAGCUGUUAUCACUCUUGCCUGAAAAUGCGAGGUAACUGUAGACUUGCUUGCUCAGAAAGAACACUCCGACACAGCCAACGUUGCAAGCGUGAAACCAUGACAGGACCAAUUUACCUCACUGGCGACAAUGCCGCUAUCAACGAAUUCAUAGACCGUUUCGAUGUUUUUUUUGCUGGACUGCGAUGGGGUAAUUUGGACCGGUGACCAUGUCUUUGAGGGCGUCCCCGAGACCCUCGAACUCUUACGAUCCCGAGGGAAGAAGGUCGUCUUCGUGACAAACAACUCGACCAAGUCCAGGGAAGAGUACCUCAAAAAGUUCACCACGCUCGGCAUCCCAUCCAACGUCGAGGAGAUCUUCGGCUCCGCCUACAGCUCCGCCAUCUACAUCUCGCGCAUCCUCGAGUUGCCUGCCCCCAAGAACAAGGUCUUUGUCCUGGGCGAAGCCGGCAUUGAGAACGAGCUCCGUUCCGAAAACAUCCCCUUCAUCGGCGGGACCGAUCCGGCCCUGCGCCGGGACAUGACCCCAGAAGACUGGAAGGGCCUCGCCGACGGCUCGCUCCUCGACCCGGACGUCGGCUGCGUCCUGGCUGGGCUCGACUUCCACAUCAACUACCUCAAGCUGGCGCACGCGCUGCAGUACCUCCGCCGGGGCGCCGUCUUCCUCGCCACCAACAUCGACUCGACCUUCCCCAUGAAUCACAACUUCUUCCCGGGGGCCGGCUCCGUCGGCGCCAUGCCGCUCGCCUUCAUGACGGGGACGCAACCGCUCGCGCUCGGCAAGCCCAGCCAGGCCAUGCUGGACGCCAUCGAGGGCAAGUUCCAGCUGGACCGCGCGCGCACCUGCAUGGUGGGCGACAGGCUGAAUACCGAUAUCAAAUUUGGCGUCGAGGGCAAGCUAGGGGGGACACUGGCCGUUUUGACGGGGGUGAGUAAAAGGGCUGAUUGGGAGGCCCGGGAUGCCGUGGCCGUGCCGGCUUUCUAUGUUGAUAAGCUGAGCGACCUUGGCGCGGUGGCGCUGUAGAAGGGUCCAGAAUUGAAGGGCCCGGAGCUUGGAACGGGAUGAUCAAAAACGUGUUGUACCGCGCGGAUGGCCACGGAUCAGGCUCUCUACUGUGCGGGGGUGCGGCGAGGCUCCAGGGAUUGGCCACGGGACGACUCCGGCUUGCCCCGUACGGGAGCCAAGUUGUGGAUGGUCCGUUCUAGCUUUCCGCAGCGCAGUUGUACACGUAGAAACGACCAAUAGAUCUAGACCUUGCAGGCGCCCAACUCAUGUUGCAGAUUAAACUUUCUCUGCUAG
Molecule: messenger RNA, 1308 nt
Organism: Parathielavia appendiculata
Lineage: Eukaryota; Fungi; Ascomycota; Sordariomycetes; Sordariales; Chaetomiaceae
Product: 2-phosphoglycolate phosphatase
Exons: 4
Coding region: 172-1032 (286 amino acids)
Molecular function (GO): phosphoglycolate phosphatase activity; alkaline phosphatase activity
Source: RefSeq, a predicted model, not a curated record